AUGGGUGUUAGUCUGAAAAUGGACCAAGCUUUGCUCACGUUUCACAACCUGCUGACAGAAGAAACGUCCGUCUUCUACACAUCAGAUUACUGCUACAAGUGCGUGCCUCAGCUUUUGGUGGCCGUGAAGCCCAACAACAACAACAACAAUGAAUCCGCAGUGAUCAGCACUAAGUUCGCUCUGACCAUGCAAGUCCAGUCGCCAAACAGGAACACAACGUUUUGCAGGUGGAGUCAGACAUAUGAAGAGGGAGGUCAAUACUCUGUUUGGAUCCAGAGGUCAGAGGUCGAGUCUGAGGCCGUCUGCUUUCACACUGUGGACGAAGCUCCACACCAUGCAAACCUGCCUCUUCUGGUGGCGACUCUCCUCCUGGCUGUAAUCGCCCUCCUAGUCGUUCUAGUACCGUACAUCUACAGGAGGCGGUGUACAUCCCAUUUUAUUAAGACCAUUUGCUGCCAAGGUUCACAGCCCUCGGUGGAUAAUUUGUCUCUGCAGGAUGGAGCCGCUGCCGGUCGCGAAGCUGCAAACAGGCCCGGUAACGCUAAACCAGCGCGCCUGCUCUCCCUGGAUGCUUUCCGAGGGUUUUCCCUGACGGUGAUGGUGUUUGUGAACUAUGGAGGAGGAGGCUACUGGUUCUUUCAGCAUGCACCUUGGAAUGGUCUGACUGUGGCAGAUCUCGUCAUGCCCUGGUUUGUCUUCAUAAUUGGGACUUCAGUGGUUUUGGCUUUCAGAUCCAUGCAGAGGAGGGGAGCGAGCCGCCGGCAGCUGCUGCGAAAGACCACCUGGAGGACAGUCGUCCUCUUCCUGCUCGGCUUCUGCUUCCUCAACUACUCCCCGAGAGACGGGCCGCUGUCCUGGUCCUGGCUGAGGGUCCCCGGAGUGCUGCAGCGUCUGGCCUUCACCUACUUUGUUCUGUCUCUUCUGCAGACUUUCUGGGGCCAGAAAGAAAUCCCACUGAGAGCGCCCCACUGGUGGAGCCCCCUCCAGGACGUUCUCCUCUACUGGCCCCAGUGGCUGAUCAUCCUCCUGCUGGAGACCGUGUGGCUGAGCGUCACCUUCCUCCUGCCCGUGCCCAACUGCCCGACAGGGUAUUUAGGAGCUGGUGGAAUCGGUGAUAAUGGCCUCUACCCAGAAUGCACUGGGGGUGCGGCAGGACUGGUUGAUAGAUGGAUGUUUGGCGAUAACAUGUACAGAUACCCUACAUGCAAGGAAAUGUAUCAGACGACGCAGCCCUUUGACCCGGAAGGACUUCUGGGUACAAUCAACUCUGUGGUCAUGGGUUUUCUGGGGAUGCAAGCGGGGAAAAUUUUCAUUUGCUACAAAGGGAGGAACCUUCACAUCCUCGGCCGACUCCUGGUGUGGGCCGUUAUCCUGGGAAUCUCGGCAGCCAUCCUUUCUAAGUGCACGAGAGACGGAGGAUUUAUACCUGUCAAUAAAAACCUUUGGUCCCUGUCCUACGUGGUGUGCAUGGGCUGCUUCUCGUUCCUGCUGCUGGGAGCCAUGUACUUUGUCAUUGAUAUCCAGAGCUGGUGGGGCGGACAGCCGUUCAUUUACCCAGGGAUGAACUCCAUCUUUGUGUACGUUGGCCACUCUCUCCUGGGCUUCUACUUCCCUUUCAGCUGGGAGAUGCGCUUCCAGGAGAGCCACUGGGAGCGGCUCUUCCAGAGCCUGUGGGGGACGGCGCUCUGGGUGCUCAUCGCCUACUUCCUCUACAGGAAGAAAUUCUUCCUCAAAAUAUGA
Molecule: messenger RNA, 1740 nt
Organism: Salarias fasciatus (jewelled blenny)
Lineage: Eukaryota; Metazoa; Chordata; Actinopteri; Blenniiformes; Blenniidae
Product: heparan-alpha-glucosaminide N-acetyltransferase
Exons: 18
Coding region: 1-1740 (579 amino acids)
Source: RefSeq, a predicted model, not a curated record